This is a messenger RNA of Drosophila gunungcola (fruit fly), 338 nucleotides long. It is a transcript of the gene RpL39, whose product is annotated as 60S ribosomal protein L39. The transcript is spliced from 3 exons. The coding region runs from base 92 to 247 and encodes 51 amino acids. Gene Ontology annotation, molecular function: structural constituent of ribosome. Gene Ontology annotation, biological process: translation. The record is from RefSeq and is a predicted model, not a curated record. NCBI's taxonomy places the organism in Eukaryota, Metazoa, Arthropoda, Insecta, Diptera, Drosophilidae. Gene Ontology annotation, cellular component: cytosolic large ribosomal subunit; ribosome.
CCUCGUUUUGAAUGCCCGUUUACGUAUCGACAAUCGCCCACCAUCAACACUUCUUUCUUUCCGGUGUGGCUCGUUGAACAGAUCGGACGAAAUGGCUGCACACAAGUCGUUCAGAAUAAAGCAGAAGCUGGCUAAAAAGCUGAAGCAGAACAGAUCGGUUCCCCAAUGGGUCCGCCUACGUACUGGCAACACAAUCCGCUACAACGCUAAGCGUCGUCACUGGAGGCGUACCAAGUUGAAGCUGUAAGCUGUUGAUUCCAGAAGCUCCGCAAUUUGUUGAAAUGCGGAUGAUCUUUUCAAGAAUAUAAAAUAAAUUCGUUUAAAUUUCUCGGAUUAAA